GAAAAGAUGAUAAGCAAGACUAUCUUCAACCUUACUUGCUCAAGGUGGAGAAUCAAUGAAAACCUUGCAAGAAAGUUCAUAGAAAAAAAGCUUUAAAAAGCUUAAAAAGAGAACUGAUUUUCUCAAAAAGAAAGUGCCUUCCCACCUUCCUAAAAAGCCCCACCCCCACGUCCCCACCCCCUCCAUUUUAGAAAGCUGUUACAAGUAGGGUACUAUUGUCUGAGUAUUCAUCUUUUUUUUCCAUUUGAUCUAAAAAAAGAUUUAUAGCUAUACAAAAAAUUUACUCCAUGUUGGAUAAUUCUUCUUCUUCUCCAGUUGGUCCAUCUUCCUCUUCUGAGGCACUUAAUUCUGCUGAAAAUUGUGGGGGUUUUAAUAGAAGGAAAAGAAGACCAGCUGGUACACCAGAUCCGGAUGCAGAAGUGGUUUCGCUUUCACCAAAAACACUUUUGGAAUCAGAUAGAUACAUAUGUGAGAUAUGCAACCAAGGUUUCCAAAGGGACCAAAACUUGCAAAUGCACAGGAGAAGGCACAAAGUGCCAUGGAAGUUAGUCAAAAGAGAAAAUCCACAAGUUAAAAAAAGAGUAUUUGUUUGUCCUGAGCCAAGUUGUUUGCACCAUGAUCCAUGUCAUGCCCUUGGUGAUCUUGUUGGUAUAAAGAAGCAUUUUAGGAGGAAACAUAGCAAUAAUAAGCAAUGGGUUUGUGAGAAAUGUGGGAAAGGUUAUGCUGUUCAGUCUGAUUACAAAGCACAUCUCAAAACAUGUGGUACUAGAGGCCAUUCUUGUGACUGUGGCCGCGUUUUUUCCAGAGUGGAAAGUUUUAUUGAGCACCAAGAUACUUGCACUGUAAGGAGAAUUAGGCCAGAUUUGCAAACAUUGCAAGCAGCAUCACCAGCUGGUAAUUGUUCUUCAAGAACUGCUUCAAGUACUAGCCCUUCAAGUGACACAAAUUUACCAAAGUUAACCACAAUGUCCUUGCCAAAUACUAAUUCUGAUCAUCAACAUCAUAAUUUAGAACUUGGCCUUUUACCAUCAAUAAGAAGUACUAGUGAUCAUGAUCAUGAAAAUCAAGAACCACAAUUGAAAUUAUCAAUUGGAUCAUCAUCACAAAGUAGUCCCAAAAAAAGCCAUGGGGAAAAUGAGGUACUAAAUUUAGCUAUGGCUGAAAAAGCUUAUGCUGAGGAAGCACGAAGGCAAGCGAAGAGGCAAAUGGAAUACGCAGAGAUGGAAUUCGCGAAUGCAAAGAGAAUUCGACAAGCAGCACAAGCUGAAAUUGAAAGAGCAACAAAUUUGAAAGAGGCAGCUACUAAGAGACUAAGUUCUUCCAUUUUGGAAAUUACUUGCCAUGCUUGCAAAAGCAAGUUUCAAAAAAAUGCACCUAUUGAUAUUGAGUCUUCUCCAGCUAUGAGUUACAUGUCUUCUGCUACAACUGAAGCUGAAGGAGAGCAAUGACCAAAAGAUAUAAUGUAAUGUGUUGGUUAGGACUUUUUGUGGUAUAUUUGUGUUUAAUGUAUUUUGUUAAUGUAGGGUUUUCAAUUUUUUUUGUUUCUUUUGGAAAGAGGACUAUUAGCUAGUAUGUUUUUCUUUUGAAUAAGACUCAUUC
Messenger RNA from Lycium ferocissimum, 1599 nucleotides. RefSeq names its product zinc finger protein SHOOT GRAVITROPISM 5-like. Gene Ontology annotation, cellular component: nucleus. The record is from RefSeq and is a predicted model, not a curated record. Gene Ontology annotation, molecular function: DNA-binding transcription factor activity. The transcript has 3 exons. The coding region runs from base 288 to 1448 and encodes 386 amino acids. Lineage: Eukaryota; Viridiplantae; Streptophyta; Magnoliopsida; Solanales; Solanaceae.